Penicillium oxalicum is the source of this 1263-nucleotide messenger RNA. RefSeq names its product flavohemoprotein (gene fhpA). The transcript has a single exon. Gene Ontology annotation, cellular component: intracellular anatomical structure. The record is from RefSeq and is a predicted model, not a curated record. Gene Ontology annotation, biological process: cellular response to nitrosative stress; nitric oxide catabolic process. Lineage: Eukaryota; Fungi; Ascomycota; Eurotiomycetes; Eurotiales; Aspergillaceae. Gene Ontology annotation, molecular function: nitric oxide dioxygenase [NAD(P)H] activity; FAD binding; heme binding. The coding region runs from base 1 to 1263 and encodes 420 amino acids.
AUGGGUUCUGUCGCCACUUUAAAUCCCGAGCAAAUCGAGGUCAUCAAGGCCACCGUGCCUGUGUUGGUCGCACACGGUAACACUAUUACGAAAGUGUUCUACGAGAACAUGCUCCAGGCCCACCCGGAGCUGAACAAUGUCUUCAACAUACCUAACCAGCGAAAUGGACACCAGCCCCGUUCCUUGGCUGGUGCGCUCUUUGCUUACGCAGCAAAUAUCGACAAAUUGAGCGCCCUAGGUCCCGCCGUGGAACUCAUCUGCAACAAGCACGCUUCACUCUGCAUCCAGCCGGAACAAUAUCAGAUUGUCGGCAAGUUUCUUCUAGAGGCAAUGGGCGAGGUGCUCGGCGAUGCCUUCUCUCCUGAAAUCAAGGAUGCAUGGGCAGUUGCCUACUGGCAGCUCGCCGACAUCAUGAUCGGCCGCGAGAGGCAAAUUUACGACCAGAGCAAUGGCUGGACGACCUGGCGCGAGUUCAAGAUUGUCGACAAAGUUCAAGAGUCGGAAGAGAUCACCUCAUUCUACCUUGCACCCGUCGACGGCAAGCCUUUGCCGUCCUUUCAGCCUGGACAAUAUCUGUCACUGCGAAUCAACGUCCCGGAACUGCAUUGCUUACAGCCUCGUCAGUACUCGCUCAGCGACAAGCCCAACCAAGAAUACUACCGCAUCAGCGUCAAAAAGGAGAAGGGGCUCCCCGCGACUGGAACCGCAGCGGCCUCCCACCCGGGCUACGUGUCGAAUCUUUUGCACGACCGAUACAACAAGGGAGACAUCGUUGAGGUUUCUCAUCCCUGUGGAGAUUUCUUCUUGUCCGCCACAGCCGCAGAGCCGUCUGCCCCGAUAGUCCUCAUCUCUGCCGGCGUUGGCCUGACCCCCAUGACCUCCAUCCUAAACACGUUGAUGUCCAAGCCCGCCUCCGCGGAACGAAAAUUGCAUUUCAUCCAUGGCGCUCGCUCUUCUGCCGUUCGUGCGUUCCGAGACCAGCUCACUGCGCUGAAGCAGAAACAUCCCGAAUUCCAGGUCACCCUUUUCACCAGCCACCCGGACGAGACCGAAAAGGAAGGUGUGGAUUAUGACUACAGGGGCCGGGUCGACUUGAAUAAACUGGAUGCGGAGAAGGCUUUGUUCACGGAUAUUCCUUCUACGGAGUAUUACGUGUGCGGCCCAGACUCCUUCAUGACUGGCGUGCAGGCCGCAUUGAUAGAGAAGGGAGUCAGUUCAGAUCGCAUCAAGAUGGAGCUCUUCGGCACGGGUGGUGUGGCUUGA